ACUGCUCAUCUCCUAACAUCACUGGACACAACGCUGCCACUGCCACGUACUGAGCUUGCUGUCUCUCUAAAACUUAUCAUUUCAUUUAAGGAGAUUUAUUUUAUUCUAUUUUUCUCCUCGCAACCUUCUUUCAUAAUGGGAAGCUGUCUGACGGUGGGGCCAAACAAAGCGUUGGUGAUCUCAGGUGGCUGCUCCGGUUCUAAUGAGAAGGUCUACAUCGUUGGCGGCUGGGCCUGGGCUUGGUGGUGCAUCACUCGUGCUCAAAAGUUGAGUCUGGAGAUCAUGACUCUGCAGCCACGAUGCGAGGAUGUGGAGACGUCGGAGGGAGUCGCCAUCACUGUGACAGGCGUGGCCCAGGUGAAAGUCAUAAAAGAGCAAGACCUGCUGGCUUUAGCAUGUGAACAGUUCCUCGGUAAAAGCGUCACGGAAAUCAAAGCUUUGCUGCUGCAGACGUUGGAGGGACACCUGCGCGCCAUUUUAGGCACCUUGACUGUGGAGCAGAUCUAUCAGGACAGAGACCAGUUUGCCAAACUGGUGCGGGACGUUGCCUCUCCUGAUGUGGGCAGGAUGGGCAUCGAGAUCCUCAGCUUCACUAUAAAGGAUGUCUACGAUAAAGUGGACUACUUGAGCUCCUUGGGGAAGACUCAGAGCGCUGCGGUCCGGAGGGAUGCAGACAUCGGCGUGGCUGAAGCAGAGAGGGAUGCUGGGAUACGGGAGGCCGAAUGCAAGAGGGAGAUGAUGGAUGUGAAGUUUUUGGCGGACACCAAGAUGGCCGACUCCAAACGAGAGCUGGAGCUGCAGAAAGCUAUGUUCAACCAAGAGAUCAACACCAAGAAAGCCGAGGCCCAGCUGGCCUAUGAGCUCCAGGCAGCCAAGGAGCAGCAGAAGAUCCGGGCAGAGGAAAUACAGAUUCAGGUUGUGCAGAGGAAGAAGCAGAUCACCAUUGAGGAGAAGGAAAUCGACCGAAAGGACAAAGAACUUGUUGCCACCGUGAAGAGACCCGCUGAGGCCGAGGCCUACAAGAUGCAGCAGCUGGCUGAGGGGCAGAAGAUAAAGACGGUGCUGAUCGCUCAGGCCGAGGCGGAGAAGAUCAAGAUGAUCGGAGAGGCUGAGGCUUCCCGCAUAGAAGCAGUGGGGAAAGCCGAGGCCGAGAAGAUGAGACUGAAGGCUGAAGCCUUCCAGCAGUAUGGAGAGGCAGCGAAGAAGGCUCUGGUUCUGGAAGCUCUGCCCAGGAUUACUUCAAAGGUGGCGGAACCGCUAGCCAAAACAAACGAGAUAGUUAUCCUCAGCGGGGAGGGCAGCCGUGUGACUGGAGAAGUCAACCGCCUGCUGGCCGAACUUCCUGUGUCCGUCAACGCCCUCACCGGGGUGGAUCUGUCAAAGAUCCCUUUGCUGCAGAAGAUGACCGGCACCGAGGCCUGAACGUCCAGGACGCCACGCCGUCCAGUCUCCACCGUAUGCACUCUCAUAGACUGCCUUUGAUACGUGUCGCUUUUUCUACCUAUUCUCUGUAAAACCAAGAGGAUUCUGGUUACCUCUGGUGCCUUAUUUUACACAGGGCCAGAAAGAUCUGCAUGCACUGUUGCUCGCUCUAGCUACUAAUUUAUCAGGGUGAAAAUCAAACCACGGGGGCUGUAUGUUUCAUCCUUAGGCUGACCCGAUGGUACAAUACCUGCUGAAUCUGAUCCAGGUUACAAUUUUUAUUGUGACUAAUUUAUUUAGCUAUUUAUUUCCUCAUAUUUUUCAUAUGAAGGAGCUGCUGUUGUUACUGUGGUACGAUCUGCAUGUUGCAGGGAUUUUUCUUUAUAUACCUCUCAUUUUAGACAUUUUUGGGGAUUUGUGUAAGAGUUCAUUUAGUUUCAAAUUUGGUCAGUUUUAUGAACUUGGUGCUUUAAGUGUCAUUAGUUGAUUCUUUUUAACAUAAAAAGGUGCUUGAAUUCUUGAAAAGGCCAUUCGAGUUGAGCUCUGAACUGUUUUUUUUCCUUCUGACUUCCUUCUAACUUUAUUGAUAACAAAGGUUUUUGCAGAAAAUAAAACAGGUAGAAAAACUCUAAACACUGUCUGCUAGUGACGAGGUUCUUCAGUGUUUGGAGACGAUCUUAACUUGAAAGUGUGGCUGCACUGAAGAGUGCAUAACUUAAAUCUAAGGGACGGAAAGAUGGAAAUAAUUUAGGGGAAUUCUGUCAAGGAAAUGUCAACAUAAACGCCGAAAUGGCUCUGCCAAAUUGGGAAGGUUUGCAUUUCAUGCCGCAGUUUCCCACAGAUCCAAAGCCAUUUUUAGCUGUUUAUAGAGAAAUGCAUUUGCUGAUUUCUUUAACUUUUUCUGUAAGUUUCCUUUGAAGUUUCGAGGUCCAAUUGAGUCCUGCUGUACUGAACCCGUACUUUUAUAGCCAAUGAAAAGAUGGUCGAUAAGGACGGAGGUUAGAUCCAGACGUCUUCUCUCAGGCAGAUCAAUAAAAACCAUUCGAGGUUGGUGUAGAAAAUGAAGACUGUUAUUGUUAUUUAAGCAUUAUUUAUAUAAGUUACAUGCCACUGUGUUUAAGAAGAAGCAAUGAAAACCAAAAUGUUUCAUUUAUUUUUUGCAUGUCAUUAAAAUGUUUGAAUUUA
Molecule: messenger RNA, 2607 nt
Organism: Cyprinodon tularosa
Lineage: Eukaryota; Metazoa; Chordata; Actinopteri; Cyprinodontiformes; Cyprinodontidae
Product: flotillin-2-like
Exons: 11
Coding region: 136-1422 (428 amino acids)
Biological process (GO): protein localization to plasma membrane; regulation of myoblast differentiation
Cellular component (GO): plasma membrane
Source: RefSeq, a predicted model, not a curated record